This is a messenger RNA of Columba livia (rock pigeon), 1629 nucleotides long. RefSeq names its product dynein axonemal light chain 4 (gene DNAL4). The transcript is spliced from 4 exons. Bases 297 to 617 code for a protein of 106 amino acids. Gene Ontology annotation, biological process: microtubule-based process. The record is from RefSeq and is a predicted model, not a curated record. Gene Ontology annotation, cellular component: dynein complex. NCBI's taxonomy places the organism in Eukaryota, Metazoa, Chordata, Aves, Columbiformes, Columbidae.
GCCACCAAUCAGGUGCGCCAGGCAGUGCGCUCACAGCCAAUGGACGGCGGGGUAGGCGGGACUUCCUGCGUCCGUUGCUACGACAAGCACGGCUUUUCCUUAGCAACCGGCGCUGGCGUGGUGGUGCGGGCCGCGGCGGUGGCGGAGUGUCCUCUGAGCUAAGAAGUAUCCCCUCCUGCUGAAGCUGCUCUGCCCGUGCCCUCAGAGCCGUGUUCCUCUUGGCUGUCAGUGCCACAGCACCUUGCUGAGAUCCAGGCAGCCCCUCCACCCCUUCCCGGGGUCCCUGUGGAAGGACCAUGGCAGACACCGGGGAGGGGAAAAAGGAGGAGUCUGAUUAUAAAAGACUUCACAGCUUUCCACUGAUUAGGCACACAGACAUGCCGGAGGAGAUGCGUGUAGAGGCCAUGGAGCUGUGUGUCACAGCAUGUGAGAAAUACGCCACCAACAAUGAGAGUGCUGCCAAGAUGAUCAAAGAGAUGAUGGACAAGAAAUUUGGGUCCUCCUGGCAUGUGGUGAUCGGGGAAGCUUUUGGCUUUGAGAUCACUCAUGAGGUGAAGAAUCUACUGUACAUGUUCUUUGGUGGCAGCUUGGCUGUGUGUGUCUGGAAGUGCUCCUGACAUCUGGCUGGGUCUCAGACUUGUUUCAUAUAAGAGAUUUCUUCCUUCUCUUGACAGAUUUUGUACAAUCUGGAGGUGGGGCUUUAUUUUUAAUAGUUAAACGUCAAGAGUGGUUUUUUUCAUACUGACUAACAGUUCCGUGGGAUACAUAUAGUUGGUGUGUGCGUGCGUAUAAACUUGCUAAGCUCUCCUGGCCUUGCUUGUGGGAUUUCUCAUCUGUCUGUGGCUCUUUCCUUGGUGUUUGAGCCAAAGCAGGAAGGAGAUGGGGAACAGGUAGUCUCAUGACACGCUGCAGAGCUGUACAGCAGCACUAGGAGGGGGAAAUGAAUAAGAAAAGGUGCUGUCUAGCCCUGUAUUUUUUUUUCCUCCCACUUGCCCGACAUUGUGUCCUCUCUUCUUUGCCUUCCCCACUAUCAUGUGGUAUGGGCUCUGACCAGCACCUGUCUCUCCUCUCUCUGAAUGCUGAGAAUACCUUCUUCCCCGCUUCCCAGAUAUCCAUACAGAACUGGCAGUGACAAGGGUCUCCCUUCAGGCUGCCGCUGGAGGUGUCAGCCACAGGGAAGCAGACUCUGCUUGCUCUUCCCUGCUUCUUUUUGAGGGUACAACAGCUGAGCUGCCUGGGUGUAGGAGGUUGCUAUGCAAACUGCCCCCUCCUUUCUCACCCACCGCACACUGACACAGCAUGAAAACAUGGGCGGCUGACGAUGCCUGGAGAGUGGGUGACAACUCUUCAUAAGGCUCGAAUGCCUCCCUGUCAGUUCCUGGGGGUGUUGCAAGUGCUGUGUACUUCCAGCAUCUUGUUUGGAGGCUGGUAGAGGAAGGAGAUGUGAGAUAUCACUUGGUCAUCAGAAACCUAACGUCUGUUUGGACUUGCAUUCUUUUAGCUUGCUUCGGUUUUUUAAAGCUGUCAGUGUUGGAGGAUGGAGUGAACAUAAUUGUAUGUUACGUAUAUGGCUUAUUUAUAUAAAUCUGGGGAGCUGUGUUUUUACAAUAAAACUUUAGUAAAAUGUCA